AUGGCUCUGCUGCAUAUGUUCAAUGUCGCGGCUAUGAAAAGAAAGUUUGCCGAUCUGCAAUCUUCUUAUCAACUUCGUGAAAACGACACAACAGUUCCGUACUUCACUUUGGUAUCGCCAUUUCUGUUGCGGUUUAUUAUCAGAAAAUCGAAGCGAACCCGAACGGCAAAGCUGAAGAAGCUCGGUCGACAAAUUGGCAGCGAACGGGACAUGUACUUCAAGACAUACAGCAGAAUGUGGAACAAAUGA
Molecule: messenger RNA, 249 nt
Organism: Cooperia oncophora
Lineage: Eukaryota; Metazoa; Nematoda; Chromadorea; Rhabditida; Trichostrongylidae
Source: the annotation of a GenBank genome assembly